AUGGCCGAGAGAAUCAGCUCAGAAAGUGCCGGCGCAGGAACAGCCAACAAGUUUCAAAACGCCAUCUCACAAUGGAGGAAUCUCGACUUUACGGCGCUCGUUUCGAGCCUCGACAACACCGCAUCCGAAAUCGUGGCCUUUCAGCGAGAUUCGACGGUGCAGCGGAAGGACCUAGCGCAAAAAACCAAAGACUUCCGCAAAUUCGAUGAUGCAAGCAAGCUUACAGAAAUCAAGGGGUUGCUCAAGGCCUACCAAACCUUCAUUGACCUCCUGACGAACCACUCCAAGUCGGUCAACUCGGCCUUCUUACACGCAUACACAUCGCUGUCUGAGGCGCCAGAUCCGUAUCCGCUACUCGAGGCUUCGGUAGAUUCGAUGCUCCUCUCGGAGGACACACUGCCCAAGCUCACUGAAGAGAACCAACACCUGCAGGAGAACGUGUCCCGUCUGACGAGUCAGCUCGAGGAUACCGAGUCUCGGCUACAGACCGAACGGGACACGAGGAAGAAGCUGGAGGAGAACCUCGAGAGCAGGGUCAAGGAGGUGGAGGCAUCAUGGACCGCCGUGCUCGAGGAAAAUAAGGGCAACUGGUCAGCCAAGGAAAAGGCGCUGGCGGACAAGAUUGAGAACCAAGAUCGCCUGCUCAACGAAAUCAAGGCUAGUUACGAGGUUAAUCAGAGGUUGGGAAAGUCAGACGAUGCAGAGGAAAGCCGAGGGCAUGUCACCAGCGCCGAGCUGGAGAUGGUGCACUCUGACCUGGAACGCACCAGUGCACGGCUCGCAGAGAUGGAGGCCCGCAACGAACAGUUACGCCUUGAGCUGGCACAAGCCAAGUCACAAGUGCCGACUCAGCCCUCGAUAAACCUGGAGGAUGACCCCGGCUAUAUGCGGGUGAGGUCAGAGAACUCGUCUCUCAUCCGAAAACUUGACGCGGCAAGGGUAGAAAAGGAGAGUCUGAAAAGGGAUUGGGAUGCUAAACUCCGUGGGCUAGAAAGAGAGGUUGGGCUGCUCAGGAAGGAAAGGGACAGCCUCAAAUCGAAGGUGCAAAAGUGGAGCGAUUACGACGAAGUCAAACAGGAACUCGAUGUCCUCAAGAGCAUCGAGUUUGCGGCGGGAGAAGAUGACGAAAGGCGUGAUGCCGCCGACGACCAGGACGGAGCUGGAGCCGCGGGCAAGGGGGACACACUCGAGCAGCUACUCCUCUCCCGCAACAAGAAGCUCAGCGACGAGCUCACCAUCUUGCGCGUGUCACGUCAAGACCUGCAGAGCAGACUGCAGAACUUGCAAGAAGAACUAUCUCGAACAAACGCCGAGCUUGAGAAAUCGCAGAACCUCAACGAGAAGCUCGAAAACGAGCUUUCGACCAUCCAAGCCGAGGCUCCCAACCCCUUUCCCUCAGGCGCUUCCGUCGCAGGCACCUACGUAAGCCGUUACGCGCCGUCCAUAGCGCCCGGUCGCAAGGGAGGGCGAACAUCCCCUACCUCGUCCAUCAUCAGCGGCUUCAACCCUCGCGACCUAGCCGACGACAGGCCGAUGGGCGGGGGCUCGGGCAUCCUGCCCAUGAUCACAGCCCAGCGGGACCGCUUCAAGAAGCGCAACGCCCAGCUGGAGCAGGAGCUCUCGGAAACGCACCGCACCGUGUCCCAGCUCCGGCAAGAGAUCGCCGCCUUACAGCGUGACAACCUCAACCUCUACGAAAAGACGCGCUACGUAUCCACUUACAACCGCGCCGCCGGCGGGACCGCAGCCACGACGUCGUCCUCGUCCGCCUUCGCCGCCAACCCCAACCCCUCCUCCGUCUCCAUCACCUCCCCGACCACCGCCACCGCCGCCGGCGGCGGCAUACCGUCCCUAGACCGCUACCGCAAGGCGUACGAGUCCAACCUGUCGCCCUUUGCCGCCUUUCGCGGCCGUGAGUCGGCCCGCGCGUACAAGCGCAUGAGCCUGCCUGAGCGCGUGGUCUACACGGUCACGCGCAUGGUGCUGGCCACGCGGACCAGCAGGAAUCUGUUUGCCGCGUACUGUGUCGCGCUGCACCUCUUGGUCUUCUUCUCGCUGUACUCGAUGGCCGCCGCCGAGGCGGACCGGCACAUUCUGGCCGGCGGGGCGGCGGCGGCUAUGGCUGCGCAUGCUGCGCGGGUCGGGGAGAAGGAUGGGUUGAGUGGGUGA
This is a messenger RNA of Parathielavia appendiculata, 2169 nucleotides long. RefSeq lists its product as uncharacterized. NCBI's taxonomy places the organism in Eukaryota, Fungi, Ascomycota, Sordariomycetes, Sordariales, Chaetomiaceae. Gene Ontology annotation, cellular component: Golgi membrane. The transcript is spliced from 3 exons. Gene Ontology annotation, biological process: intra-Golgi vesicle-mediated transport. Bases 1 to 2169 code for a protein of 722 amino acids. The record is from RefSeq and is a predicted model, not a curated record.